Messenger RNA from Megachile rotundata (alfalfa leafcutting bee), 2324 nucleotides. RefSeq names its product condensin complex subunit 2. The record is from RefSeq and is a predicted model, not a curated record. Gene Ontology annotation, cellular component: condensin complex. Lineage: Eukaryota; Metazoa; Arthropoda; Insecta; Hymenoptera; Megachilidae. Gene Ontology annotation, biological process: mitotic chromosome condensation. Gene Ontology annotation, molecular function: chromatin binding.
AUUUCGGACAUAUUCUACUGUGCAAAUAAAAUAAAAAAGUAUUUGCAUACUUUGUUCUACGAGAGAAAGAACUAAAUAAACGCCAAGUUCUUUUUGAAUUCUCAUGAAAACGCAUGUGCGUAUCCAUAGAUUAUAGAGUUUAUAGAAUAGAACAGAUAUGCACAGAAAAAGCGGAAACUGCUCAUCUAGUAGUGCAAUCGAUGCAAUUUCUCGUGAAGCUGUGACUGUACAUAAGAAUACAUAAAAAUUUGGAGUGAAAAAAUGGCAGUUCAUAAGGGUGUACUAAAUACAUUAAAUACUGCAACAGAUCCACCAUUUUCUUCAUCACCAUUACGAAGAAAAUCUACUUUCCCACGAAAAUCAGUUUGCGAUCCUACUUUAUUAGAAAAUGAUGAUGAAGCAGAACGUUUAGCUCAUCGUAGACGACUUAGUGACGCUUCUUCAAUAAGUACUUCAAACCACAAUGACAAAAGACGUUCUUCAGGAUUUGGUUUUAUAGUACAUAUGCCAGCUGAUCAGAUGGCAGAACGUAUAUCUCAAUGCAUAAAACUUGGUGCAGAGAAUAAAAUUAAUCCAAAGAAUGCAUUCAGCUUAGAGAUGAUUGAUUUCAUGACAUACAUGAUCAAGAAACAAGAUGCCAACAUGUCGAAUUUACAAGUAGCUAGUACAUCUUUAGAUGUAAGUGCUAAAAUUUAUGGAUUUCGUGUUGAUGGUGUUCAUAUGGAUAUACUUAAAAUGAUGGGUGGAUUAGGACAACAAGAAAAGGAUAAUAAUAGUCAGGAUAAUGCAUUAAAUGAUUCUCAAGAGGCAUCCACAAAUAAUCAAACAGAAAACUUGGAAAAAAGAAUAAAGAAAAAAAAGAAACAGCAGAUAUUUGGUACUGCAGAAGCUUUAAAGACCAGCAUUGAAACAGAAAAACCUUCUUUAAUAUCUAUGGAAGCAGAUUUACAAACGACAGAUAUGUUAUAUCAAGUAAUGUUACCAAACCAUGCAACUUCCCAAUUUUAUCCACAUCCAUAUAAUGAUAUUUUGGUAGACAAAGUAGACUCUAAAGAUGUACAAAAUAAGGAUUCAGUAUGCAAUAUUCCAAAAGUAACAGACUUUUCGAACAUGGAGAUUUGUCCUCCUUUAUGUUACUUUAAUUUUCAAAGUUGGAAUGCAGAUGAUGAAGAACUAGAUGAAGUUCAAUCAGAAAAAGAUAAUGAAGGUAGAUUUCAGUUUGAUUUAGAUGCUUCCAUACCAUCCGACAACGAAAACGAUCCUCACAAUACAAGUUGUUUUCAUACUGAUGAGUAUAUAGAAGAAAAUGUAGACAGAUGUGUUGCAGUAUCUAAACCAGUAACAAAAAUUGUAGAUUUUUAUCAGGUUUUAUCCAAACAAACAAAAUCGUCAGAAACAUCUGAAUAUUCAUAUAUUCAACAAAAUUUAAAUAUACAUUGGGCAGGCCCAUCUCACUGGAAAUUUACGAACUUCAGAAAAUUAACAUCUAAUAGUAAUGUAAUUGAAACAUGCCGUCAAGCACCAGUGAAGAAAAGAAAGGAAAUAGAAUUAAAUUACGAUAAUCAAACUAUUGAAGCGCUAAAGAAUAAAUAUAUUUUAACUGAUGUAGGCAAAAUUAUUAGUAAAGCUAUUAGAACAGAGUGGAAUGAAGAAGUAUUAACAUUACCUCUAGAUCAACAUUAUGAUAUCACAAAAGUUAAUAAAUUAUAUCUUCAUCCUCUAAUAUUCAAAGAACCAGAAAAUAAAAAACAAACAAAUACUGGUUCCUUGACUGAUAAUGUACAUAGUUAUGAUGAUAACAAUGACAUGUUCCAUUCCAAUAUGAAUAAUGAUGACUUUCACGAAAAUGAAAACUUCACAGCUGAAGACGAGGGAGUGUUUGAAACACAAGUGCCUUUUACUGGAGAAAAUCUAGUUGCUGCACCAAAAUUAACAAAUAAGUUAUCUAUUGCAUAUUGUGUGCGGGCAAAGAAGGUUGAUAUGAAACAAUUAAAAAAAUCUAUUUGGACAUGUUUAAUCAAUAACAGACAUGACAGUACAAAAGAAACAGAAAAAAGAGAAUCAAUUAAUAAAAUGAAUGAAAAAAAAUGCUUCAGUCAGAUAUAUAAAACUUUACCGAAUUUGUUAACAAAAACUAAUAAUGAGUCAUUGAGUUUUCCAAUUUCUUUUGUAUCUUUAUUACAUCUGGCAAAUGAAAAGGUAUUAAAAAUAACUUCGUCUUCUGACUUAGCAGACCUUAUUGUAGAGCAGGACUAGGUAUAUUUAUAAAAGUACAAAGUUCUUGUACAUGAAAAUAUUUUGUUACUAAUGUAUAAUUGUAAAAA